This is a messenger RNA of Pyricularia pennisetigena, 1833 nucleotides long. RefSeq lists its product as uncharacterized. Gene Ontology annotation, cellular component: plasma membrane. Gene Ontology annotation, molecular function: ferric-chelate reductase activity. The record is from RefSeq and is a predicted model, not a curated record. NCBI's taxonomy places the organism in Eukaryota, Fungi, Ascomycota, Sordariomycetes, Magnaporthales, Pyriculariaceae. Gene Ontology annotation, biological process: intracellular iron ion homeostasis; copper ion import; iron ion transport. The transcript is spliced from 2 exons. Bases 1 to 1833 code for a protein of 610 amino acids.
AUGUCUGCCCCGAACCAACAAUCGGGUGGAGCGCCCGCGGCAGGCGGCGGUGCGGCUCAAGGAGGAAAGGCCCCGACGAACGGAACGGCUCCUGCCCUUCAAGGGGCGGGGGCUACCAAACCAAACGACGCGGCGGUUGAGAAUGUUUUACUGUCAAGCUAUCUGUACUAUGUUAUCGGCUCCGUCGCUCUGGUACUGAUUGUUUGGAGGAUAUCAACUUGGAUCGUUCGAUACACGAGGCAGGUGUCGAGUCUCAACAAUGAGACGCAACGGUACUUUGCGAAGGAGAACAGCAAGUGGAUGUGGUUCAAGAGGGAAUUGCAAUAUGCACCCAUCUUCAGGAAACGACACAACCGCGAGAUCCAGAUCAGUUCGGCCAUCAACGUUGGUACCCUGCCUUCGCGUCUUCAACUUGUCUUGCUCGCCGGGUACUGUGCCACCAACAUCCUAUUUUGCGUCUGGAAGAUCCCGCUGCACAAGAACUUCGACUCAGUAGCCAGCCAGCUUCGCAACCGCACUGGCGUCUUGUCUGUCGUCAACAUGGUUCCCCUUUUCCUCAUGGCCGCCCGCAAUAACCCGCUCAUCCCCCUCCUGGGCAUUUCCUUCGACACCAUGAACCUGAUGCACAGGUGGUUGGGCCGCAUUGUGGUCACCGAGGCUAUCAUUCACACCGUCGCCUUCAUGGUUCCCAAAGGUACCGCCGGCUUGUCUGCCGGCCAGAUCUUUGAGAAGGCCUUUUCGUCGCCAUUCCUGAUGCCCGGCAUGCUUGGAACCAUUGCUUUUACUUUCAUCCUCUUUCAGGCUUCCAGCCCUGCAAGGCACGCGUUUUAUGAGACGUUCAAGAUUCUCCACAUCCUGGCUGCUGGAGUGUCGGUUGCUGGAGUGUGGUACCACUUGGCACUCGAGCCCCUUCCCCAGCUGCCUUAUAUCUACGGCGUCGUCGCGAUCUGGGCUGCCGAUCGCGGUGCCCGCAUGCUCCGUGUCGCCUACGGCAACUUUGGAUCCGGUGGCAGCAAAACCCUCGUGGAGGCCCUGCCUGAUAACGCCGUCAGGGUCACCGUCAACAUGGCUCGCCCCUGGAAGUUCAAGCCGGGUCAGCAUGCUUACCUCUACUUCCCUACAAUCAGCUGGACCCAGUCCCACCCAUUUUCGGUUGCCUGGUCCGAGGAAGGCGAGCGGCCCGACGGUGAAAAGGGUCUGGCCAUGAGCAGGCAAGAUGUGGCCGCGACACGCAAGACGAGCAUUUCGUAUGUCAUCCGGGCCCGUACUGGUGCCACGGCGGCGCUAUACAAGAAGGCGGCUGCCAACCCGGGCGGGCGCCUGCUCACAACGUGUUGGGCCGAGGGUCCCUAUGGCGGCAUGCACAGCAUGGCGUCGUAUGGUACCGCCAUGCUCUUCGCCGGUGGUGUGGGUAUCACACAGGCGGUGCCGCACGUGCGCGAACUCGUAGCUGGUUUUGCCGAUGGCACCGUUGCCGCACGCAAGGUCGUCCUUGUCUGGAUCAUCCAGUCCCCCGAGCAUCUUGAGUGGAUCAGGCCGUGGAUGACGGACAUCUUGGCCAUGGAGCGCCGUCGCGAAGUCCUUCGCAUAAUGCUUUUUGUGUCCCGGCCGCGCUCCACCAAGGAGAUCCACUCGCCGUCGGCAACGGUCCAAAUGUUCCCCGGCAGGCCCAACAUCGAAACACUUCUGUCUAUGGAGAUGGAGAACCAAGUCGGCACGGUCGGUGUCUCGGUGUGCGGGCCCGGUGCCCUCAGCGACGAGGUGCGUUGCGCCGUGCGUAAGAGGCAAGAAUUUGGCGCCAUUGACUUCUGUGAGGAGGCUUUCUCCUGGUAA